AUGUGGUCGUCCAUGACGGAGAGCAGUGGCGCUGUCCCAACCCACAUGCGAGGGCUGUGUACAUCAAAUGCGGCGUGGCGUGGUCAUGAAGACCACCAUCAUCCCACAAAGCCACUAGCAAGUGCUUUGCGAGUGCUCUUCUUUCGUUCCGCCGCUUUCGAUCUCGUAUCGCUGGCCGCACAGGCAAUGGAGCGCAGAAGAGGCAGCGAGAAGCUCAGCCAAGCUGGCGCAUCCAGUCGUGGAGCCUCAGUCAAGCGGCGUGCAGCGGUGCAAGCUGCCAACGACCUCUCCCUGUACUAUUUGCAUUCACUGGCUGGUGUCUCUGUCCGAGCACACACGAAGGAAAGACGCGCUGAUUCUGGCUCUUCACAUUCACGCAGGCUUCAUCCCGUUAGCCAGCGUGCAUCGUUCAUCGCCUCAGAUUCUUUACAGGCUCCAGGCUCAGCCUCUCUCUCAUCAACACGAUAUCGAGGCUCGACGGUCUCCUCCACCUCCUCAUCCCGGCAGCCUCGAGCGAAGGCGGGACCUUCUCUCGCACCGACGUUCGAUCUCCAGAUCCCUUCAACGUCUCAACACCAGCACCGACUUCCCAGUCCACAUUCUCGAGAACGUUCACUUCAGCAAUCUGGUUCUCCCAAAAUCUGCGAGUUCAAGGACAGCGAGACAAGACUUUCUACCAGUCUUCACAAGACCUCGCAGGCCAGUCCAUCAGCUUCAGCAGAGCUUGUUCCCGGUCGCUAUCUCGCAGAACGCUACUCCACCUCACAUUGCCGUCGUGAGGAGCUUCAGGAACUGCUGUCAUCGCCUCGCGCUUCCGAGGCCACGCGUCCCUCCCAUUCUCAUGAGAUCUGGUCGCUGGCUCUGACCUCCACCAGCUCUCACUCGGCAAGUGCUGGCAGUCCCACCCCCUCGCGUCGUUCUCCCUCAGCUUGUGACGUCCAAUUACUUGACCUCGUCUCGACGAGCGUGCGGCACCGAAGGGGCCGAAGUCACGGUCAAGACGAACGAUCACCUGCAACCAGUCGCUCUCAAGGGACCACAAGCUCACAGCUACUUCCUGGCAAAGGCGGUGACAGAAUCGCGCAGACUUGGAACCACUCCAGCAUACUGACUAGGAAUAGCUGUACUGCGACAGCAUCCUCUCCUAAGCUUGGCUCUUCAAGCAGCCCUCGACCAGUGUCUGCAAUAGACAUGUCACCCACUUGCGCAGACCGCGUGUCAGAGCUAAACACCAUCAGCGGUGCAAUGCCAACGGUCUCUGAAGAUGCUGGAAGCGCCACGGAGACAGAGCGUACACCAACACCUCAUUGGCGAUCAAGGUUCGAGCCAUCACCUGUGGCGCACCAACGUAAAGCUUCUCGUAUCACAGUACAACUCCACAGACGAGGUCAAAGCGAUGUCGGUGUGACGUCGAAGUCUCAGCUUGCGGGUGACGGUGAUGUUCCAAAUCGCGAACAUGAAUCGCAAAGAGGCCCGACGCAGAGCAAUGAUGUAGAAUGCAUGGAGGUGCUGAUCGUGGGCGGACUUCCAGCAGCGGGACCGACCCGCCCUACAGAGCGCAGUUCUCGCUCUCGACCUCGCGCCAGCACGCUCAGCAUUCCUAGUUUUCACCCGUCUGUCGCAGACCCUGCGCCAGAGCGAGAGCUUGCCGGUGAGCACCGCGACCGACGUCGCAGCAAAGUUCUCUUUCAACAAAAGCUUGUUGCUCGACACGCACGCAGCGCGUCAAGAAGUGAGAAGGGUGAAGUGGUCCCCACUGCUUCGUCGCGACCUCGGCGGAGAUCGAAGAAGCCCUUACCAUUGGAACGCCCAGCUGUACCAGCACGUCGAGCAUCGAAGAGCAACGUGCUUGGCACUGCUGAAGUCAGGCUCCACAAAGAUCAGCUUGAGUGGGAAGAUCACACGCUAGCUACCGCCAAGCUGUUCAUCGACUGUGGUUACGGCACGUUCUCGGUCCCAUCUACCCUUCAUGAAGCUGGCAUGCGAUGGCCGAAAGCCGCUGGACAAGGUGCUCCAGCAUGCAGGAGCGCGAGAAGUACAGGACAGGCGACGCCCAUGUCACGCAUCACCUCAGAAUUUGCAGAAGAGGUAGAGGCGUGGAGCAGCUCGGAUGAAGAGGGGCAUAGCCAAGACCAACGUAGUCGACGUCAGCUGGAGGCUUUCAGUACUCCUCUGUCUAGUCCACGCACCGCUUUCGGCUUCAGCGCUGUGCACCAGGCUCAGGGUAGAAGUCGCGCUGCCCUUCGUAAAUUGCCGCCGUCUUCAUCCGCGAUUCUAUACGAGCGAAGACCUCUACCUCUGCCGCCUGUGUCUGGGUGCGAUGGAUCUGCACUCAACCCACACUGCUCGAGUAAUCUUGUGCAAGUAGGCAAGGAGAGCUCACUCCUUCUCCAUAUCGGGCAAAGAAGUACAUGUCAAGAUCUCAUGUCACGAGCCGUGGACCAAGCUGCUGCUCAAAACAUGCUGCGAGUACGCAGUAGCUCUAGCAUAUCUUCCGACUGUAGCGAAUCAACCUGCGCUUCCAGCUUGAUGUGUAUUCCUGGCGACGAGGUGACGGUAGCGAGGGAAGGCCUAUCGAAUUGGUCAUCCCCAGCCAGCUCUCGUCCGUCUCUAUACUCACCUGAUGCAUCGCCAAGCAGCUUCAGGGGACGCGAUCUACCUCCCGUGCUCACUAUCAGCCCCGGACACAGUGCCGACCUCAACAGAACCAGCCUUCAACAGGAGUUGUUCGCUGCGCCGGGCAAAUACCGUAAGGCAUCGGACCAUAACUCAGGCACAGCAGCCCGGCACCUCACCGCCUCACGAGAAGGCGAGAGCAGGCUGGGACCUCACACCCCAGUGCGCGCCGGUAGUCUGUACAAAUCAGCACCACAAUCCUGGAACCCUAGCGCCACACUGCUCGGUGCAUGGCUGGGUGACAGUGAUGAUGCCUUGACGCCCCGCUUCAUCGACCCGUUCUCGCCGGGGCGCGAGCCUCUCAAACACGAGCCAAUGCCAGUGGUGCCCCCCAAAGGCUCUGCCAUGUUGCGACUACAUUCUACCCCAGUCACGGGCACUGGCCCCGCGGCAGGAUUUGGAGAUUCGCGCUCGCUCGCUGCUUUCGUCGCCGAUGCUGAGCAGAGCGCAGCAAGGAGCCAGUCGACUCCAGACGCGGCGCCCACCAAGACGGGCUCCACAUUCUUUAGCCGCUUCGAGCGUGCAUCUCGAAGCACAGCACCUCUACGUGCCCGAGCGUCGGAUGCGUCAAUUGAUAUCUCUCGGAGACACGGCGAUUCGGACACAUCGAGGUCAUCGAGCCCCUAUCUUCAGCCAUCUGCGGCGGCUUCGCAAUCGCGACUAGGAGCCAAAAGCUUCGGGCGUAGCAGCUUCUCACGCCUGCGAGCAUCUGGUAACGCUGGUCUUGCUGCACUCGCAUCGGUCAUGGACAAGAACCCGGGUGGAACAACAUCGACCGGCCGAGCGCCAGACGAUAGCGGGUAUAUCACCGACGCUCAGAAUCGAGAGCCAGCAGCUGCCAAAUCAAGUCAUAGUUUAUUAUCAUAUGCCGGAGAUUCAAGCAGUCUCCCACUUGGAGUGAGCCGAUCGGGAUCUCGACUUGGCCUCACGAACCUAGGCUGGUCGCGAGAUCGCAAAGACUCUAGCAGGACAUGUGCCGACCAGAACCCAACGCGCUCCCGCACACCUAGCAUCUCACGUGCGCUUUGGGCUUGA
Ceraceosorus bombacis is the source of this 3711-nucleotide messenger RNA. The record is from the annotation of a GenBank genome assembly. Lineage: Eukaryota; Fungi; Basidiomycota; Exobasidiomycetes; Ceraceosorales; Ceraceosoraceae.